AUGAUAGACUUGGAUUUUUCAGAAAUAAAUUAUUAUGAACAUAAGCUCAUACAACAUUCAUGUUAUAAUUUAGGAGCAAUAGGCUCGGAGAUUCUUGUAUUGGCCAAACCAAUCGAGGCAAGAACAUUGCAGAUCGAAUUCCUUGAAUUUCAUGGAGGUGUUCCUUGCAUGAAGUUUGAGUUUUUGGGUUGUCAACGGACGUCUUGUGAAGAUAUAAAUGAAUGCGAGGAUGGUCGUAAUGGAGGGUGUGAACAGCAUUGUCACAAUACACAAGGUGGACAUCGUUGCAGCUGUGAAGAGGGCUUUGAUUUGUUCGUUGAACCAGGCCAAAGUGGUGUUCGUUUACGUGAAGGUGAAACAGGCUAUGGAGAAUUCGAUUCAUUGCGUUUUAACCAUUCCUGUAUUCCUCGACAUUGUGCUCCUUUAACGACACCAGAAAAUGGCCAAUUAAUAGCUCAAAACUUGUACAAAACUUUUAAAAAUGAAGUGAAUAAUACAAACAACAAGAACGAGUUCUUUUCUUCCUCCUUUGCUUUUCCUUCAAUUGUGGAAUUCCGUUGUACUUUUGGUUAUCAAAUGCGUGGGCCUUCCCAUUUGAAAUGUUUGGCAGAUGGGACAUGGAAUGGAACAGUGCCAUCAUGCAUACCCGCCACCUGUUCCGGUGUAAAGAAUAGCACAGCUGUUGGACUCUUUGUACAGCCUGAAACCGUCUCCAUUCCUUUUGGCCAGAAUUUAAGUUUUGUCUGUUCCCAAACUAAUAGACCACCAAAGCAUUCUGCACUUGGAGAAAUCCGUCAAUGUAUUUAUGAUCCUCGAACUGAUGGAUUAGAAUAUUGGUUAAGUGGACCUGAAGUUGAUUGCCCGCUUGUUGAUUGUGGACCUCCUCCUGCCCUAUCUGGAGCUUAUUAUGAAGGCGAUGAGGGACAUCAUGGAGGAAACUUUAAAGUGGGAAGUGUCUAUUUAUUCCAGUGCCGUGCUCCAUAUUCUCUUGUUGGAAAAUCUUCAUAUGAUGACCGUAUGGUUCGUUGUAAUGUAGACGGAACAUGGGAUUUGGGUGAUUUACGUUGUGAAGGCCCUGUCUGUGUUGACCCUGGCCAUCCAGAUGACGGGCAAACAUUUUUGGACUCCGUUGAGGAAGGUGCUGUUGCAAGUUUCAGUUGUAACAGACCAGGAUUUAAGCCAUUCCCUGCAGAAACGAUAAGUUGCAGUCUUGGGACGCCUUGUGUAUUGAGUGAGGAUGUUGGAAUUUCCUCUGGAUUUAUACCUGAUGGAGCUUUUUCUGAUAAUUCUGACAAGGUAAUUUGGGGAUAUGAACCUCACAAAUCCCGCAUGUCCUCUUCUGGUUGGUGUGGCUCUAAAGAUGCUUUUAUUUUCCUUUCUGUUGAUCUACAACGGAUUUAUACACUUACAACAUUGAGAUUAACUGGUGUUGCUGGUAAUGGGCAUUUAUCUGGUCACGUUACAAAAAUGCAGCUUUUUUAUAAAGUUCAGUUCAGUCAGAACUAUGAUAACUAUCCUAUGGAAUUCUCUACACCCUCAGGAAAUCACAGAAAAAUUUACCAAUUUACCCUUAAUCCGCCUCUACGAGCCCGAUACAUUCUCUUGGGUAUUACUGAAUAUGAGAAGAACCCUUGUCUUCGUUUUGAUAUGCAUGGAUGCUUAGCUCCUCUGUCUACCACACACGAAGUUCCAGCACAUUUACAAGUUGGCUGGAAUGCAAGUAUCCCUCAAUGCUUAGAUGCUGAACCUCCAACAUUCAAAAAUUGCCCUCAAUCACCAAUAAUUGUGCAAACUGAUGAGAACGGGCAAUUGUUCCCUGCCAACUAUGUCAUACCUGAAGCCACAGAUAAUUCAGGAAGAAUUACUUAUAUGCUAACAAAGCCAGAAGACUUCCACCCACCCUAUCCAGUCAGUCAAGACACUGAUAUAAUCUAUCAAGCUUUUGAUGAUGCUGGGAAUAUGGCUGAAUGUGCUGUUCGGCUAAGAAUACCUGGUUGGACUGGAGUUGAAUUUUUACUUUCGAAAGUCCUCAUUUUAGACACAGUUCCUCCAAUCUUGAAGUGUCCUGAUUCUUAUGCUAUCUGGGCACAGGAAAAUCAAACUGAACUUCAUAUGCAUUUCAAUGAAUCCUCAGUACGGCUAGUUGUGCAAGACCAAUCGCCGAUUACCCAAAUUUCCUAUGAUCCUCCCGAAGCUCGGAUUAAACUUGAUUCACACGUUACUGUUGAAGCCUCAGUUUUGGAUGCCCAUUCCAACCGAAACAAAUGUAAAUUCCAAGUAGCCCUGUUACCCGAACCUUGUAGUCCUUGGUCUUUACGAAUUGAUGAAGCUACCGUUCAAAAACAAUGUCAACGCCAUGCUAGUGGCACAGUUUGCCAAGUCCAAUGUCGCAAAGGAUAUCGCUUUCUAGAAUCCUUCCCUCAACAAAAGAGUGAAGUUAAAAAACAACAAAAUAGUACUAAUACACUUCCACAACGCUAUAGUUGCUCGAUGGAACAACAAUCGGGGAAAUGGUUGCCCUCACCAACUCCACCUGCAUGUGUACCAAUGGCCAUGGAACCUGCUCGCUAUGAGAUGAGAGUUCACAUGAAUUACAGCCUCACUUCCCCUUUACCGAGUGAUUGUGCUAAGAGUUAUGAACUGUUAGUUGGAUCUUUGUUCGACAGCAUUGACCAAGUAUUGAGCCAACGUUGUUCAAGUACUGUACAAAUCUAUGUUCGCUUCUUGGAUGCCAAAUUCUCGCAAAUGGGCGAGAAGACUAUGGGUGCAAAUUUUACCGUGCAAAUUUUGCCUACUGUUUUGCAACAAGUAUUUUAUGAGCUUUGCUCGCUUACUCUACGCACAAUUUUUGACCUUCGAAUACCUGGAGCUACAAUACCUAUUAGGUCUUUGCUGACACUUUCGGGUGAUUCUGUUCCUGCUAUCUUGGUAGUAACUUAA
This is a messenger RNA of Meloidogyne enterolobii, 2940 nucleotides long. The record is from the annotation of a GenBank genome assembly. NCBI's taxonomy places the organism in Eukaryota, Metazoa, Nematoda, Chromadorea, Rhabditida, Meloidogynidae.